UGAAAAAAUAUGAGAAAAAAGUCAGCAUUAAUGAAAAUUUAGUGGAGCAAGAGCUAAAAAAAAUGUGGAAUGAUAAAUUAGCCGCAAAACUUACUAUUGACCAGCAAAAAGUCCAAAAUUACCUGCUGGGGCAAGUAAAAAAAAAGUUCCCUGACUAUCCGGUAAAAGAAGUUAUUUUGCUUAUCACUAAUUUUCUGGAAAAGGAACUUACAGCACAGCAAAAAAACAAGGGCUAA
Ambispora gerdemannii is the source of this 236-nucleotide messenger RNA. The record is from the annotation of a GenBank genome assembly. Lineage: Eukaryota; Fungi; Glomeromycota; Glomeromycetes; Archaeosporales; Ambisporaceae.